CGUCAGCGUUCAGUUUGUUUUUGUGUGACAUCGGUAGGCUGUUGCAGUUUACGAGCGCACUCACGAUAGACGGCGACGGCGGGCGAAUAGUUUGUGAUUAUUAGUCGUAUUAUUUGUUUUCUUCUCUUCGUCGCGUUCACUUGACGUCAGUGGACAGGUGACGCACAUGAGUUUGUUUUCUUUUCAGUGUGGUGUUGAUGCACGAAGUAGCCAGUGGCGUCGUUAGCCUCGCUAGGCUCGUCAGCCGCCGAGUGUGAGCGACCGCCGUCCUCGGCGGGCUCGGCGGCCUCUAUGCGUGCUCUGGAUCCGGCCGUUGCCGCGUGGAAUUUGUGAAGAAGUUGGGGGGUCUGGCCUGGGUCCAGCAUGGCAGCAGGCGGUCCGGAGCAUGAAGAAGAAACGCUCCAGACGGCCUUCAAGAAGCUGCGAGUGGAUGCCGACAGUUCACUCGCGGCGACUGGUGUGCCCGAAUCUCCUCGAGUGACAGCAAGGGACCCUGGCCCUUCUAAGGCCAAACACGGAGCGUCCAAGGACAACUGGCACGGCAGCUGCAUGAGGAAGGCAUCGCGAGGAGCCAGUCGGACGCAGCGGCGGCGGCGCUCUAAAUCGCCCAUCCUGCACCCACCGAGGUUCACCUAUUCUGCCACACCGCCCCCUGCGGGAGUCCUAAAGAAGUGCACUGAGCUCAGCCCUGCAUCCUCUGGCGGCUUUGGGGCGGUGCCCACCGGGGCUGCUCCGCAUCGACUGUCGGCCACCGUCCCCCCAUCUGAGCUUCCCGGGAAGGACCAGAGCAGCUCAGGAACCGCCCGCGAAAAGGAUGACGCCGACACGCCAGACUUUGGACUUUUGUCCAAGCGCCCUGGUUGCAGUGGCUUGUGUGCUUGCUCACACACAGACGGCGACCCGAAGGCCCGGGAGGGAGCGAGCGGCGGCGCGGCCCCCUGUUGCUGUGCAUUCAAAACGGGUGCUUGGUCCGGCACGGGAGCGUACUCCUUCACGGGACUGCGCAACGUCAUCUCGGAGUGCGAGAGGCGCGGGGGACCCCGGGCCCCGCCCACCAGGACUGCCGGCCUUGCCCACUCGCCGGCCUCCACUCGCUCGUGUUCUUCGCAGGCGCUGGUCUCGGUCGAUGACGUCACCAUGGAGGACCUGGCCGGCUACAUGGAGUUCUACCUCUACAUACCGAAGAAAAUGUCGCACAUGGCUGAGAUGAUGUACACGUGAGUGUAUGUGCACGCCAAUGUGAUCUUCAUCCCUUUCCUGCUUCAAUAAAGUUCAAUAUUUGGAA
Molecule: messenger RNA, 1285 nt
Organism: Hippocampus zosterae (dwarf seahorse)
Lineage: Eukaryota; Metazoa; Chordata; Actinopteri; Syngnathiformes; Syngnathidae
Gene: oser1
Product: oxidative stress responsive serine-rich 1
Exons: 4
Coding region: 364-1221 (285 amino acids)
Biological process (GO): cellular response to hydrogen peroxide
Source: RefSeq, a predicted model, not a curated record